Paraglomus occultum is the source of this 946-nucleotide messenger RNA. NCBI's taxonomy places the organism in Eukaryota, Fungi, Glomeromycota, Glomeromycetes, Paraglomerales, Paraglomeraceae. The record is from the annotation of a GenBank genome assembly.
AUGUCUACUACUAAAAUCAAGGGGAAGGGUCCUGCCCUCACUCCCCAACAAGCAAAUAAAGUCCCUUCUGUGAAAAAAGUUUCCCCUUUUGCUUUCUCAAACACUGAAUGUAAGCUGAAAUUCGAUGCCUACAUCUCCAACAGGGAUGUCCCUAAAACAGACCCACAUAACUCCCUAUUCUUUGACCUACGCAACCUUCCUGUGUCUGAAGAGCAGCUCUUUGAAGCACUCAAAGAUGAAAUUAAUGGUAUUGCCUUCCGGCAAGAAUCUAACUUUCUUGAAAUUACUCUCAAAAACCCUUCGCUUGCCAAAACCCUCCUUGUAGAGGGCAUUACUAUUAAUGAAAAACUUAUCAUCCCCCUCUCUCCAAAGGAGACAGCACCUAGAACCUUACGGGUCAAGAUGGCCAAUGUUCCUCUACACCUUCCCAGAAAAAAACUUGAACAGGACAUCACAAACCACUGGGCACAAUAUGCCAUCCCUCCAGAAGUCCAAGCGUUACAGGCCCCAGUCACUUGGGAAUAUGAAAAUGCUACAGUCCUUGCAACCUGGAGAGGGGCACCCCCAUCUUGUCUCUCUUGCAAAACCGCAGGACACUACUCCAGUGUAUGCCCCACAUUUCCACCAAAAAAGACCAUGGCGGAAACCCUGAAAAAAUCGAUCAGCAAAAAUAAAACCAAACCCCCUAAGCCUGUGGAACACCAAACAACCACAACAAUUGCCUCUUCCAGUAAGAGCAACAUGACACCAAGUAUCUCACAGGCAGGAUACAACUCACAACAGUUCCACACACCCCUGCAACAGCCACAAACAUACAUGUCAUAUGCAGCAAUUACAAUUGCUGCCCCAGACACCCCAACACCCCUCCCAAAAAACCAAGCCAAAGUAUACUACCCUCAAUUGGUCCUCCAGGGGAACAAAGGAUCACUUCCGCUGUCUGCCCCCA